Molecule: messenger RNA, 731 nt
Organism: Mangifera indica (mango)
Lineage: Eukaryota; Viridiplantae; Streptophyta; Magnoliopsida; Sapindales; Anacardiaceae
Product: probable ascorbate-specific transmembrane electron transporter 1
Exons: 4
Coding region: 62-730 (222 amino acids)
Molecular function (GO): oxidoreductase activity
Source: RefSeq, a predicted model, not a curated record
AUAAUUCAUUGAUUACCUCACUUCCAUUACAGCCGAUCUUUCUUCGACAUAACAAGGUGCCAUGGCGUCGGAAAGUCGUAGCUUACAAAUUUCGACGGCUCCUGUUACAAUGUUCGCUCAUUUAAUAGUCACUGCAGUGGCAACACUUCUGCUUGUAUGGCUCCUAGCCAAACAAGAAGGCUUUGCUUUUAAAUCUCAUAACAAACUGAAGAUUUUCGAUUUGCAUCCUUUAUUCAUGAUAAUCGGAUUUAUUUUAAUUGGAGGUGAAGCUAUGAUGGCAUACAAGACAAUCCCCGCAACAAAAAUAGCUCAGAAGACAGUUCAUUUGCUGCUGAAUUUAGUAGCUCUUCUGGCAGGAAUUGUGGGAAUUUAUGCAGUUUUCAAGUAUCACCAUGAAUCAGGAAUUCCGGAUUUGUAUUCUUUACAUUCUUGGUUGGGCAUAGGCACCAUCUGCCUCUUUGGUUUACAGUGGCUGCUUGGUUUCCUCUCUUUCGUGUUCCCUGGAGCGGAAAUGUCAAGAAGGGCCUCAUUCUUACCAUGGCACAGAUUCUUCGGACCGGUGUUUUUCUUAAUGGCAGUGUGCACUGCCGAGGCUGGACUCGUUCAGAGACUCCUUCUUUUACGCAUAUUUCAAGGCCAGGAAGCACUUAUUGUUAACUUCAUCGGAAUAUUGCUCAUUCUAUAUACAGUAAGUGUUGGACUUACUGUCGUCCUUCCACGAGCUCAUUAAU